This is a messenger RNA of Scedosporium apiospermum, 2124 nucleotides long. RefSeq lists its product as uncharacterized. Lineage: Eukaryota; Fungi; Ascomycota; Sordariomycetes; Microascales; Microascaceae. Bases 1 to 2124 code for a protein of 707 amino acids. Gene Ontology annotation, molecular function: GTPase activity; GTP binding. The transcript has 4 exons. The record is from RefSeq and is a predicted model, not a curated record. Gene Ontology annotation, biological process: small GTPase-mediated signal transduction.
AUGGAUCCUCUUUCAAUAACAGCCAGCUGCGUCACGCUUCUAGGUGCUACAGGCAAGACGACCCUAGCCAUCACAAACUUUGUACGAGGAUGCCGCGAAGCGCGAGCUGACCUAGCCGCCAUUGCUGCCGAGCUCUCCCAGCUCCAACUUGUCCUGGAGCUGCUCAAAGACGAUGCUGCCGUCGGUAACAGCCAAAUUAUCCCCGAAUCCCUGCAGUCGCAGAUCCUCUCCAUCAUCGACAACUGUUCCGCCGUAAUCGCCCAGAUCGACACCAUCCUCGACCGACACAGCGGAAAAGCCGGAGUGGCGAAAUGGCUCGCCUUCGGGAAGCGCGAGGUCGCCGGCUUCCGGAUGUCCUUAGAGGCCCACCGGGGGUCGUUGAAUCUCGUGCUCGAGCUUGUUUCCGUAUCUGUUUCUCGCGCGAUACAAGAGGACACAAGGGCCAUUCGAUACGAUCUAGUAGACAUUAAAGAUGAUACGAAGGAAAUACCGCAAAUCAUGGAGGAGCUGACCAGGCUGAGGGCAAUUAUCGCUAGUGGGAGGAUCCCACCUGCGACUGUGGAUCAGAACUACACCCUUCAGAAAUACCUCGACUGCCUUACCUCCUAUGCGGAAUCAAUUUCAAACGAGGUAGAAUGGAGUAGCCCGGCCCCAUCAAGGAAGCUGAGUCUAGCUGCAGCAACAGCUGAUAUCGGCGUGCGAGGUAAUACGGAAGAACAGGGAGCGGGAGAUGUUGCUUGGUUUUCGGGCCCAGGACAUCCUGACCCACGAGCCAAAACUUCCCUGCCCAGUUCCGCAGACUUGGGGCACUCCCUUUCGACUCCCAUCCCUCCACAUCCUGAACGUGCUACGACCGAUGUCGGUCAAGAAGAUAAUACAGAAAUCGCAGCGGAGACACAAAGUCCUUUGCUGCUUCUCCCCGAUCGAACCGAAGGGAAUGGGCUUAAUAUGGAUUCCAAUGCGGCCUCACAACCCAUGCCAACGGUCGAUUUGGUUACACGUCCUUUGCUAACGCAUGCUCUACCUGAACAAGUUCUUACUGAAGCAGGACGGAUACCACCCGAGGGCGGCAGCAGCUCAUACCCUACUCGGAUGCAGGAAAAUCGACCGCGGGUGGAAUCCGAAGAGGGGCAGGAGGAUCCAAAGAAUAUAGACCCAAAGGAUACAGAAUCGCCCACUUCUGACUUGCUUCCAUGGGAGGGUUUAGUCAAGAUGGAUUUAUGCAGUCGUCUCGAUACCAAACUAAACAAGACAGACAACGAUAAUGUUACGCCGGAUGUAACCAUAGAGCCUGUUGUUCUAGGUGACAAAGAACAAGUGAUCGAGAAACCGACGCCAUUCUUCCAACUUUCGCAGGCUUCAGCCCUGUGCAAUCCUGGAGGCUCAGGCAAUGCCCUUUGUCAAGCUUUCGGCAAUACACCCCAAGGCGACUUUAAACUUGCUGUCGCUCCCGUGAAAAAAUAUGAUCCUUUCCGGUUCGGCAUGUCUCAGCUAACUAAGUCGUCCCCGACCGUGAUUCUACAUAGAGCGAUUUCCCUGGAGGAUGCCAACAUUAAGGCCCCAAUAAAGUCAGCCAGACAUUCGAGUUUCCCCUCUCGCGCUUUGGCCCUCCUGGAGAAAGGGAGAAACGAUGUCGCAUCUGACUUACCAGGCGUAUGGUCUUCUGCAAGUAUGGUUCGAGUAAUACUUAUUGGUGACUCGGCAUGCGGCAAAACUGCACUGAUCGAGACGUUUACUGAGGGUAGUAGAUUUGAUAUCGAUCCGGAUCCGACAGAAAUAUCGACCGUAUUCCGAGGCGAGCUUGACCUAGACGGCGGGCCCAUCCACCUCGCACUGCGCGACACUCCCGGCUCCGACGGCCUGCACCGCCUUGGGACGCCUUUCUACGCCGACUGCCAUGUUGUCUUGAUCUGGUUCUCGGUCGGCAGCCCGGACUCUUUGGAGAACGUGACGGAAAAGUGGAUCGACGAGGUCCGCCGCCAUUGUCCCGGCAAACUGAUUUUACUCGUUGGGUUAAAAUCCGACCUUCGUUAUAAUAAGGAGGUCAUCGAGGAUCUAAACCGGAAGAGCCAGCUUCCCGUGACUUUCGAAGAGGUAACUCAAUCUCAAACCACGAGGCGUUGA